AUGACGUCGAACGGUCGUUACUCAGGAGAUGAGCACAGCAUGAGCGGCAAGCAGUUGACUGUGCGACUGGGCAAGGACACCAGCUUAGCCCACGAGACGAAGAAUACGUUCAUCCACAUCCCAAUUGAAGACUGGGAUUUCCAUUUUGAGGAAAGAAGAAACCCAAGCGCUCCUCCAGCGAUGGAGCGGGCGCGCUUGAACGUUGCUGAUGGGGCUGAUGAGAGGACUCUCCUUCAAUGCUUUCCACCGCAGUCCGUGGCUGUGGCUCCGUGGCCAAAAGUCAAGUGCAGCUCAAGCUCUGAUGGAAAAGGUGGAACAGCAGUUCUGCGGGGAUUCAGACCAAACGAAGAAGCUCGCUGCGCAGAUAUUUUGACCUCGUUUGCGCAGAGUCGCAACACUUGGGGAAGGCAAGGAGCUCUGGAGCUUGUGAAUUCCAAAGCCUUAGAGCGUAACUUUAGCUGUGCAAGCUGCGCCAUACGCCUCGCGUCCAAAGCCAAAAUCGAAUGCAAAGAGGAAGACAUUGGAAAAGCAAUUUUCUUGAAGUGGGAGUCGAGGCAGAUGCAAGAUGGCAAGACGGUAACGGUAAAGAAUGUGUGGUUUGAUCUGAAGGUCGGUCCACCCCAGUCUCAUUGUGCCUACGGAAGAGAUGCCAAAAAGGAAGGUCUCUAUUUUUGCCUCUACUACAUUGGCUACAACCUGAAAGGAACUGAGAAGCUUCGGAUCAUUUCCGAACCAGAACAUGCUCCUGAUUUCAGGGAGAUCUUUAAGCAGAAGGGGCUGAUGGAACGAAGCAGCAAGAUGGUGUCCAUAUUGCUGAGCCGGUCGGAGUGCAUAGAUGUCAAGAACCAGUUGAUGAACAAAAUGAUGCAUCUCGCCUGCGAUUUCUUCACGAAUGUUGAGGAGACCAAGGAGACCGAGGAGACCAACGAGAGCAAAGAGACCAACGGGAGCGAGAGCAGAGAGACGAAAGAGACCAAAGAGAAGAAGGUUUACCAGGUCUUUGCCAUCUGCGGUGCUGGUCGUCACAAUUCAACAAUGCUGAUUGUUGGUCUGAAGGGCAUCUCAGCAACAUAUGCAAUUGGCAAAGGCCCCCACACAGGAACUCCGUACCAAGUUCAAGUUGACUUCCUGAAGAAUCUUUCGGCCAAGGCUGCUAAGGAUGAAGUGCCGAAGUAUUGGAUUUUCGAUGACUUUGACAAGAUCUUUCAACCGGGUGCUGAGGAACUCCUCGACAGACUCCUCAUUCUGUACCAGCUGCCUGAUGGCCGUAGAGUUGAUGCCUUGCUCAAGCGAAACCAUGGCAGCCAUGGCAUCCAGGUCGUGGAUUUGCGCCGAAAAGGACAAGGCGAAGCGCUUUGCGUGAUGCCAUUUCCUCACGAUCCAGAGGCCCCGGAGGCCCCGGAGGCCCCAGGGGCCCCGGAGGCCCCGGCCAGUCGGAGCGUGAAGAGGGUCUUUGUGGUUGGUCGCUGGCAGCUUCGCGAAGCAACCUUGAAGAACAUCACAGAUGUGGCCGAAAGGGCAGCUACGCGGAGACGACUUGCAACAAAGGCAGCCAAUCAGCAGCCAACCUGGAGAGAUGAGUGGUACAUCCCACAGUGGCUGGAGACCCAUUGGAAGUCAAAGAUUUUACCGAAGUAUUUAGAGCAAGCCUCGGCUGUCUCCGUGCUGACGAUCAACUCUCGGGCAGGACAACGAACAGGAGGAGCAAAGUAA
This is a messenger RNA of Cladocopium goreaui, 1713 nucleotides long. Lineage: Eukaryota; Dinophyceae; Suessiales; Symbiodiniaceae. The record is from the annotation of a GenBank genome assembly.